AUGGAGAGUCCAGCUCAGUUACCAUUUCUAUUGCAAAGACCCUUUUUAAAAGUCAAGAAGGAGCCACGCGUGUUUGAUCGAAACGAAGUAGGGGAGGCUGGUUCUCCUCUUGUGCUUCCGUGGAGGGCUGUAACAAAAGAAUUACACCACCUAGGAUGUUACAAAGAUGGCGAUCCGCGGGAUCUCCCUCAAAGAGUUCACGCACGAGAACUAGACGCUAACACUUGCAUAGAAAAGUGCAAAGAAUUACAAUUUAAAUACGCUGGAUUACAAUUUUCAUAUCUUUGUUUUUGUGGAAACAGUUAUGGAAGGUAUGGAGAGCUUCCAGAUGCCCUCUGUUCUAGCAAAUGUAACAGCAAGAGGGAUUCCUUUUGCGGUGGCCACUGGGCUAAUUCCGUUUACGAAACAGGGCACAACCCAGUUUCAAGAGAGGGACACGGUUCAUCUCAUAAACAAGUCAAACGAGAUGAAGUAGUUUUGUUUGACAACGUUAAAGAGUACAAUCGUAAGCCAGAGGAUCGAACAGUCACUUUAGACGUGAAUCCAUCUGAGUAUUCCUACAUCCCGCAUCCGGAAAAAGAUUCAAGCAUGAGGACUCAAAGAUCAGCCUCAUAUGACACAAACUCUUAUUACAAUUACCCCGGCAAUGAUUAUCGUUACGGGUCAAAUUCCGACACUACGGGUACCAGCGGGACAUCAAAUGGACAAGAGCAACUAGCAACUGCUUAUGGUCAAGAGGACUAUUAUAAAGCAAACGCCGAUAGUAAUUACUAUUACAAUAAUUAUAAUGCAGCGCAGGACAGUGCUAACAACAAUACAAACUCCAACAGCCCUGCCUACAAUUCAUACUACUCAGCGCAACAAGAUAAUUCGUCAGCAACCUUGUAUAAUAGCAACGAUGUUUCCGCAUCUAAUUCAACUUCAAACCAAACAGAAUAUGCGGCACCAAAUACAGCGUCUUCUUACACAGAUGCUAAUAAUUCGACACAGGAGAAUGCUUUUGUGAAGCAGGAUGCAUUGAGUCUGACAAACUCAUCUGCCGCAACAGCUGACUAUAAUGUAUCUCCUUACAAUGGCACAGAUAAUUCGUCGAGUCCGUUGGCAAGUGACACACGAUAUUCAGAUCAGCAGUCAGCAGGAUAUACAUACUCAGAGCAGGCGCUGGCGCCAGCUCAGACACCUUCUCCAGCGCCGUCUCCGUAUCCAGCGUAUGCGCCGAGCCCAGCACCUUAUCCAGCACCUUACUCUUACCCGGCGCCUUAUCCAUCACCAUAUCCGGCACCGGCCUAUGCUCCAUAUCCUGCUCCCGCUCCUUAUCCUUAUCCGGCGUACGCACCAUAUUCUUAUCCCUCCUCUUACCCAGCCCCUGCUCAAGCACCUUCUUCAGCCCCUGCAGAGGUGAAAAAUGAAACAAGUAAGUAA
Messenger RNA from Pocillopora damicornis (cauliflower coral), 1422 nucleotides. RefSeq lists its product as uncharacterized. NCBI's taxonomy places the organism in Eukaryota, Metazoa, Cnidaria, Anthozoa, Scleractinia, Pocilloporidae. The record is from RefSeq and is a predicted model, not a curated record.